AUGCCAUCCGUCGAUGGGGUUGAGCAUCUGUCCUGCUCGCUGAGACCACCCACAUUGGAUGAUAUUCAGAGUGCGUUUGUUGAGACGUCCGUCUCGGAUACUAUUGACAACAACGAUGAAACCCAGGCGAGUACUUUAGACCAGCCCGCGAACGGAGAUUGCACUGCUUGUCCGGGGAUAAACAGCAUCGACAGUAUGGAGCGCGGCGAAAGUGUGGAAGAAAUUUUUAGAGCGUCACUAAAUUUCGACCGAUCUAGUUCUUUUUGCUUUUCAGGAAGUCUACCAUUAUUUGGUGCCUCUCUUUAUCCGAAUGUUGCGCGGAUUGAAGAUGCUGAUGGAAUAUCGACAACAGCACAACUUGAACAAGGAAAACGAGAGCAGUCGGAAAAUAUCAGAGUGGAAUCAACCUAUGCUGAAGCCUCGCUGAACACUCUCACUGAGGAAGCAGUUGUACUCGGCUCGGCUAGAAUGUCCGAUGAUCCCUGGGACGAAAUGACCGUCGAAGACAGAGAAAUUCUUGCCAUGAAGAGGGCAGCUUACGCCGGAGAAAGGAGCGAUCCACUGGUGGCACAGAACAUCAAGAAGCAUGGACAAGAAGCGACAGUCGUCGCUAUAUCGGAGUAUGACGUGCAUCCGAAUGAAAUUGUCCAAGAUGCCGUUAGAGCGGAACUGGUUGGACAGGACUUCACCAGGACAGUCAGCAAUGCAAUGGACAACGAAAACGUGGAAAGUACAGAAGCGGAUGAAUUCACAGUCAGUGCAGUCUUUUCAGCAUUGAGAACGGUCGACAAUGAAGCUACCGAGGCAACUGUGAUUGACAGUGCCCCCCUCGCUUCGGAAGAAGAUAUCCCUUCAUGGAAGCACACGGAAGAAGCCCAGGUUCUCGUUCUGGAUACGUCCUUGCCUUUGAUUGACGUUAAACCAGCAGCUGUUGACUUCUCCGAGUACAGCAACAGUGGAAUAGAGCCUAUCGCCGACCAAGAAGCGGAAGUUCUUGGGAUUCAGGAAGAGAUACAUCCGUCCGAGGUUUCAGAGAACGAAACGGAAGCUGAGCUCGUGGGAACGGACCACAAUUUUGCCUUCACGCUGGCUAAUGAGUCACAUCUUGACCGUAAUACAGCAAGAAGCGACGAGCCAAAUGAAUUGCGGCAAGUAGAUUUUGUAGUUGAGACUGUAGAUGGCGGUUCUGACGGUGAAGAGCCUAUUAGUUUUGGUAAUGUUCGCGCAGCUCUUCUGGUUCCAACUAUUUUGAACGCUGAAACCGUCGAUUCCAUUCCAACGGUAGCACCUUUCACACGCUCACUGUCUAUGGAAGGCACAGAUACUUCCUUUAGAGAUGAUACAUCGGCACAGACGGGGAAUGGGUCCGCGUUCCCGUUGCCUCUCCCACCUCCUAGACAAACUGCUGAACCCAGUACCAGAAAUUCUUCUGUUGGGGAAGAAGACAACUCACGUCCUGAUUGGCUUCGAGAUUCUCCUGAGCAGCUUCCUUUGGGGAGCGAAACGGUACAAAGAGAAGCUUCGAACGCCAGUGGCAGAAGUGCCGGCAGUACAGGGAAUCAGAUAGUCCAGAGGACGUCCUCACAACUACAAGUGGUAAUCAUAGCUCGCGGUACUAACAAGGCCUUUGAGGCCUUGUUCGGUGAUGCAAAACCUCCGUUUGUCAGUCGAAGGCGUCUUGCUGAUGGGGAAGCUGCGAGGUACAUCGUUUCCCGGACACUUCUUCCCGCUUCCGUUAUCUUCAGCCAGCCCACAAAAAUGACGAAUCAAAAGGCUCUGGAUAGUAACGAUGUCAUGGAGGCGUCUAAAUCUUUGCGGGCUUUUAGUUUGCCGUCCGAACGCCAGGCAAAAUGUUUGGCCCAAGCUUGGACGCCUCCGCGGAUGGAGCCGUUCGCCAACCACCCACUCUUUCGUCUUGCUCUUUUGGAGGGUGACCAGGACAAGGCAGUUGCUCUUUACGCUACUGGGAACAUCAACAUCGUGUGCCCUUUUGGAAACGUCAAAGGAGAGUUGUUCUACCCUGUUCACGCAUGCGUUCUCGGUGAGUCACUUUCGAUCUUGCGAUGGUUAGUCGACGAGAAUUGCUGCCCCAUAAAAUCCGUUCGAGUCAAUGGAAGGACGAAGGAUGGAAUCUGUAACUAUACGGCAAUUGUGACAUCAAAGGGCCGGUCGUUGCUGGGAAUCGCAAUGGAAAACAACUUGAUACCAAUCGUUCGAUAUCUGGUUGUAGAGAAGGGCCUCUCUUUGGCAGAGGAGAAGUCCCUAACCCGCGAAACGCUUGUCCAAAACCUUCAGCUUGCUCUAAGGGCCAUACCAAACGCCACAACAUCAACCGAGGCCAUCGAAAUGGAUGUGUCGGAAGCAUUGUAUCACGACGCCACAGUCAAUGACAGCGCCGAGGCGGAUUUGGGGGACACGACGAGCCCGCUUUCUUCAGAGUAUCAAAACGUUGUACCAGUGCCUAUUCCUGACCGCGAACAGGGUAGCGAGAGAGAUUUGCCAGGUGGGCGUACUCUAAGUGAAGAAGCUCGCAAUUUCGGAGCAAUUAGCCGACCCGGUAGAGGUUCUUUUUCGUACGAUGGUCGGCAGGAUGAAAAUGAAUUUGCGUGGCUACCCCUUGCGGUCAUCAAGUCUGUUGUCUGGACUGCAGCGAGCACUUGUCCCGUUGUCCAGUUUGCGCCAUGCCGACCUCCUUCAUGCGAGUAUUUAAAGUAUGAAAAGAAGAAAUUAAGACCGAAGAUUUUUAUGGUAGUGUAUGAGCUUGUCUUUUGGUCUAGUAGUAAGUAG
This is a messenger RNA of Phaeodactylum tricornutum CCAP 1055/1, 2787 nucleotides long. RefSeq lists its product with no specific name. Lineage: Eukaryota; Bacillariophyta; Bacillariophyceae; Surirellales; Neidiaceae. The record is from RefSeq and is a predicted model, not a curated record. The transcript has 7 exons. The coding region runs from base 1 to 2787 and encodes 928 amino acids.